CCUUGGCAUCCAGGGCCCGCCGGACAAGCCUGCAGGACAGGCCGCCCGAAAGUCCCGGGUGUGGGCAGGUCUCCUCGUCCUCGGUGGCGUUCUCCUCACUCGCGGUGGGACAGCGAAGGUACAGCGCCGGGGCACGGCCCGGGCGGCGGGCGGGCGGGAGAAGGCGGAGCGGCCUGCCCGGCGAUCGCCGAGGGCAGCCCGGUGAGGAUCCCGGUGCCCGUGGAGCCCAGCGUCCUGGCUGUGGCCUCCCGGACGCGCGAUGAAGCCCCGGCCCGCGAGGUUCGUGGACAACAGGCUGAAGCAGCGAGUCGUGCAGUACCUCACCAGUAACAGAUGUGGCAAAUAUGUGGACACUGGAGUUUUAGCAUCUGAUUUACAAAGAAUGUACAGUAUAGACUAUGGUCGAAGAAAAAGAAAUGCUUUUAGGAUUCAGGUAGAAAAAGUAUUUAGCGUAAUUACCAGUGAGAAAGAACCUAAGGAUCUAACAGAAUUAGAAGAUGAGCAUCUGGCCAAAAGAGCAAGACAAGGUGAAGAGGAAAACGAGUAUACUGAAAGCUCUUCAGAUCAUGAUUCAAAUAUGGAAGAUUACCCAGAUCCACAGGCGGCAAAUCACAUGAACAGCUCCCUGCUCUCCUUAUAUCGGAAAGGACAUCCCGACUCCGCUUCACGGACUCCCGAGAUGGAUCACAGAGAAGCCACCGACUCGGCCCCACGGACACCUUCCGGAACAGACUCCAUUCCUUCGAAGACCCCUGCCAGGGGUUCAGAGGGAGGGUGGUUUAUUGAUAGAACUCCCGGUGGAAAGAUGGACCUGGCAGACGAGAAGAGCAAGCACAAGAAGCCAGGAUCUGAGAGAGAGGAUUCCAAAGACGCUUCUCUGCUGGAGAGUAAUGAAAAAAGGAAAGGCAGGCUGAAGCGCAAGGGAAACCAAAGGAAGAAAGACCUUCAGGAAGUAGACGGAGAAAUACAAGCUGUCCUGCAGAGGAAAGCUAAAGCCAAGGGGCUGGAAUUACAGAUCUCCAAGGUGAAAUUUGAAGAUGUUGGAGGCAGCGAUACGACAUUAAAAGAAGUCUGCAAGAUGCUCAUCCACAUGCGUCACCCGGAGGUGUACCGCCACCUGGGCGCCACCCCGCCGCGUGGGGUUCUCCUUCACGGGCCGCCGGGCUGCGGGAAGACCUUGCUCGCGCACGCCAUUGCAGGGGAACUGGACCUCCCAAUUCUGAAAGUAGCUGCCACGGAGAUUGUAUCCGGAGUGUCUGGGGAGUCUGAGCAGAAGCUGAGAGAAUUGUUUGAGCAGGCAGUGUCAAAUGCACCCUGUGUCCUCUUUAUUGAUGAAAUUGAUGCCAUUACCCCCAAAAGAGAUGUUGCUUCAAAAGAUAUGGAACGAAGGAUUGUGGCCCAGCUCCUAACCUGCAUGGACGAUCUGAAUACCAUGGCUGCCACCGCUCAGGUCCUAGUCAUUGGAGCCACUAACCGCCCGGACUCAUUAGACCCUGCUUUGAGACGUGCAGGAAGGUUCGACCGAGAAAUAUGCCUGGGUAUCCCAGAUGAAGCAUCCAGGGAAAGAAUACUUCGAACUUUGUGCAGAAAACUAAGACUUCCGGAAACUUUUCAUUUCCACCACUUGGCACACCUCACUCCAGGCUUUGUUGGCGCUGACCUGAUGGCGCUCUGCCGAGAGGCAGCCAUGUGUGCGGUCAGUAGGGUCCUGAUGAAGCUGCCCGAGCCGCGGGCCGACCCUGAGAUGGAAGCUUUGCUCUCCAGAGGAGGCCGGGAAAACGGGAUCGGAACGAAGCCUGCUUCCGAAGCACAGGAGCUUUCCCCGCAGGUGCCGAACCUGUCCUUCGUGUCGGCCGCCCAGCAAGCGUCGGAUGAAUUGCAAAGGCUGCUGGCGUUGCUGCGAAACCAGGACCCCCUCUCAGAGGAGCGGCUGCAAGGGCUGCGCAUUGAACUGAAUGACUUCAUUGUUGCUCUGUCCUCCGUCCAGCCCUCGGCCAAAAGGGAGGGCUUUGUCACUGUCCCCAAUGUGACUUGGGCAGACAUCGGUGCCCUGGAAGAUGUCAGAGAGGAGCUCACCAUGGCCAUCCUGGCACCGGUACGUAACCCCGAUCAGUUCAGAGCCCUCGGAUUGGUGACCCCAGCUGGAGUCCUCCUGGCGGGCCCGCCCGGCUGCGGGAAAACGCUGCUGGCCAAGGCGGUUGCAAAUGAGUCCGGACUGAACUUUAUAUCUGUCAAGGGCCCCGAAUUGCUAAAUAUGUACGUUGGUGAGAGUGAGCGUGCAGUACGACAGGUGUUCCAGCGAGCCAAGAACUCCGCGCCCUGUGUCAUAUUCUUCGACGAAGUGGACGCCCUGUGCCCUCGAAGGUCAGACCGAGAGACGGGGGCGAGCGUGCGCGUGGUGAACCAGCUGCUCACCGAGAUGGACGGGCUGGAAGCGCGGCAGCAGGUUUUUAUCAUGGCGGCCACCAACCGGCCAGAUAUCAUUGACCCUGCAAUCCUGCGCCCAGGACGCCUGGACAAAACACUUUUUGUGGGUUUGCCGCCCCCAGCGGAUCGCCUGGCCAUCCUGAAAACCAUCACCCAAAACGGCACCAAACCCCCACUGGCCGCAGAUGUCAGUUUGGAAGCCCUUGCUGGGGACCUUCGCUGUGACUGCUAUUCGGGUGCGGACCUCUCUGCUUUGGUACGAGAAGCUUCUGUCUGUGCUCUGAGACAGGAAAUGGCAGAACCAAAGAGUGGGAGCAAGAAAGGUGAGCUCAAGGUCAGUCAGAAGCACUUUGAAGAAGCUUUCAAGAAAGUAAAAUCAUCUAUAUCAAAAAAGGACUGUUGUACGCCUUAGCCAUGAGACCUGCUUAUUGCUGGACUCAAACUUCCUUUAAAUCAUUAGCCAUUUAUUACCCUAGGCCUGGUGUUUCCCACUGUAACUACUGAUCGAAAACGGGGAGUCAAAGUCCUAGCGGUUACAGGUGAUGGGCUGCCCUGUCCCAGAGCCUCUGGGCUUGUUCUGAACAUUCUCGGUGAGGUGGUCACCUUCCCACGUGUAGUUAUUCUGUAAAGAUUUCAUUGUUAAGUGAUGGCUACACCCAUCGUGGAGCUCAAACUCACAACCCCGAGACCAAGAGUCGCACGUCCUAACGACUGAGCCCGCCAGGAGCCCCCAGCCUUACCACUGUUAACUACAACACCCGGUUCAUUGGUGUGGGCCGGUGGGAUCUUUUAGGCACGUGACCGACUGCUUUUCCGGCUGCAGUCGAGCGAGAGUCCGCUGCACCGGGACUGAGUCCUCCCCGUCUGUGGAGAAACAACCGUCUGCCUUCCCCUCCCGGGCAUUUUGUCGACCACAGGGAUGUGUGCUCGUUCCCCUGAGCAUCUUCUUGUAAAACACUGUCUUCUCGGGGGCGCCUGGGUGGCUCAGUCAGUUAAGCGUCUGACUUUCAGCUCAGGUCACGAUCUUGCGGUCUGUGAGUUCCAGCCCCGCGUCGGGCUCUGGGCUGAUGGCUCAGAGCCUGGAGCCUGCUUCCGCUUCUGUGUCUCCCUCUCUCUGCCCCUCCCCCAUUCAUGCUCUGUCUCUCUCUGUCUCAAAAAUAAAUAAACGUUAAAAAAAAAAACACUGUCUUCUCGAUUAAAACUGGGGACAGUUUGACAGUUCAUAGUCCUGGGGCUCUUCCUGCUAAUCAACAAGAGACUAGUGACGUAAGCCCCCAAAGAUUUCGUCAGCAAAAGAUUGUUUCGGCUGAAAUGAUUCCUCACCUGCGGUGGGAGUCUGGGGCCUUUCCAGCAGUUAGAUGUGGACGUGGCCCCACAUUUGCCGUUCCUUCUAGCCUCCCUGUUUUCAGUUGAAAUGUAGUUGACGCGCAGUGGAGCAGAGCACAGUCCUGCCACGUGCGACAGCUGUGGCCAGCGCCAGGACCCUCCGUUCCCGCAGGAGGUCCUGGGGCGUCCGUGGAGGCCGGUGUUCCGGGCGACCCCAGGCCUGACCCGUCUUCCUGCUCUGACUUCUUCCCUCUGAGGACUUGGCACACGUGGAGCUGUGUGGCGCGCUCGACGCGUCCGGCUUCUUUGCUCAGCGUGAUGUCUCUGAGGUGCACGGUGUUGUGCGUCUGGAGUUUGGUCCUUCCUCCUGCAGAGCGGUUUCCCAGGGUAAGAAUGUACCACAGCGUCUCGUCCUUUCUCCUGCUGGGGGACGCUCGGCCGUUUCCGGGGUCUGGCUUUUAUGAAUAAAGGUCCCUUGAACGUGUGUGAGAUAGAGCAAGGGAGAGAGGGGGGACGUGUCUUCACUUCUCGUGAGGAAGCACCCAGACGGGCCUGGCUGGGUCUCGGACGUGGGCUGCUCUGCCCACGCUUGGUGAGGGCUUCUGCUUCUCCACGGGCUCACGGACACCAGAGUGUCACUGUCCUUUAAUGUCAGCCGUCCGAGGGAUGUGAACCAGUGUCCCAUGUAGUUUAAGGGGGCAUUUCCCGAACAACCGGGAAGGUGAGCAUAUUUUCACAUGCUUGCCAGUCAGUUGGAUUUCUUGUUUCCUGUCCUUGUGCUUUGCCCCUAAAAACUUGAGUUGUUUCUCUCCUUAUUAUAAAUGUACAAAUUCUUAGCUUAGUCUGGAUUGAAGGCUUUUAUCAGAUGGGCACACAGAGGAUAACUUUCUAAAGAGCAGGAGCUUUUAUCAUUUUUUUAUAUAAAAUUUUGUUUAACAUUUAUUUAUUUUUGGAAGACAGAGCAGGAGCAGGGAGGGGGCAGAGAGAAGGAGACACAGAAUCCGAAGCAGGCUCCGGGCUCUGGGCUGUCAGCACAGACGCGGGGCUUGAACCACGGAAUGAGAGAUCGUGACCUGAGCCGAAAUCGUGCAGGAGCUUUUAAUUUAGAUGAAGGCUGACGUAUUACGUGUUCUGUCAUAAGAAGUCUGGGCUAUUUCAAGUUUGCAAAGAUUCUCUCCUUUGUUUUUUUCUAGAUGCGUAAUAGUUUUAGCCUUUACGUUUAGGCCUGUGAUCCAUUUGAAAUUACUGUUUUAGUUUGAUGCGACUUAGGGGUCAUGGUUAUGUUUUUCCAUGCAGCUGCCUACUGACUCUGACCCGACUGUGGGAAAAACUUUCCUACUGAAUUACCGCACCAUCUGUUUGAAAACCCAUUGACUGUAAAUGCAAGAAUCUCUUUCUGUGCUGUUCCAUUGGUCUUUACAUCUGACCUUCUGCUGCUGUAUCUUUCUUACCGCAGUCUUGACUAUUAUAGAUAUAUAAGUCUCAAAAUCGGGUAGUAUAAAUUCUCCAAAUCUGUCCCUUUUCCCCCCCAAAAUUGUUUUGUUUAUUUUAGGCCCUUUGCGUUUCCAUAUAAAGUUUAUAAUCAGCUAAUCGCUUCCUGAAAAAGAAGCUUGUUGGGAUUUUGAAUGAGACUGAAUCUGUAUAUCAGCUGUGAGAGCAGAAGUUAAAAAUUCAUAAACUUAGUACAUCUGUCCAUUUAUUUAGAUUCAUUUAAUUUCUCAGAGUUUAUUCAUUUUUUAAUUCAUUUCACUUAUUAGAUCCACCUGAUUUAUUCAGUAAUGUUGUGAGUUUUGGUGUAAAUAUCUUACACAUCUUUCAUCAACUGCAUUCCCAAAUAAUUUAUACUUUUUUAUGUUGUUUGUCAAUGUUUUUCAUUUUGUUUUCUAAUCGUUUUUAUAUAUUGACCUUGGCUGGUUCAUUUGUCAUUCUCUUACUUGUUUUGCCUCCAAAAAGAUCAAUUUUCUAGAUUAAAUUUCUGCUGUAAUUUUGAAGUUUCCAUGUUUGUUGCUCAAGUGAUUUUAUUUCUAAUAGCCACAAAUGUGUGAUCCAAAGCUCGAUAAUUGCUUGACCUGAUUCCUAAAUUUGCCCAUGUUUUUUAUGAUAAUUAAGGAUUAAGUCUGCUUUACCACCUCUGUAUAAUACUUGCGCUGGUGAAUUUGAAACCAGUGUAUAUUACGUUUAUUGGAGGGGUCUCCGUUCCUUCUUUUUUCUUGGUCUUCUCAGUUCCGGGUGGUGGCGAAGAACGUCUUCCUUCUGGUUAAGGACAGUUCCAUUGAAAUUCGAGGCACAGGCAGAGUCAAACAAUCCAUUUCAGAAGCCAAACCGAAAGGAAAUAAAAUCAAACCAAAAGAAAGGUUUGGCAUUUGUGGUGAUGCUUUUCUGGAUGUGAAACUGAGUGGCCCAUUUAUAAGCCACCUCUUUCUACUUUUAAUAUUAGGGCUCUUUUGGUUGUAAAUGACGGAAACCCAAUCGAGCUAAGAUAAGUGGGGGAAACAGAACUCAUCCACAUAGCAAGGGUCGUGAGAGCACGGUUGGCAUGGGGCACGCUGGCCGUGGAACCUCGUUACGGGUUUCCUGGGGGAAGCUGGUUGCCUGCAGCCCCAGACACCCCCCAGCAAGAGAAUUCCCUGCCGGCCCUGGUGGGAGAGUGUCAGGGGAGUCUGCGGUCGGCCCAGCCCAGUUUAGGACCCCACGCCAGAACCAACCAGUGUGGCCAGUUAGGAAAUUUGAUACUCUGGCCAUGCUGGGUUGUGAGGGCCACAGAGUUUUUAUAAAGGUCAUGACCUCAAGACCUAGAAUGAAAAUCUGUAGAUAGGAUUCUGGUACUCAAGUUCAUUGACCUGUUAGUGGCCGGGUUGGGAUUUUGAGUCAUCUUUUCACGCUGAAAAAGAAUCACUAGAUUUUGUUAAAUGCAAAAGGAACACAUCACGUUUUAGCCUGAAGACGUACUUACAGAAGUGGCAAUUGCUUCGAGACGCGUUAACACUGAAUAAAUGGUCAGGAGACAUCCAGGAAGAAAGGUGUGCCCGUACUGUCCCCAGAUCUGCAGGGCCGGUCAUUCUAGUCCUGAAAUACCCAGCACGCUCUUAAGCCAGGUGCACCUGCCUGCCAGCUGGCGCCGUUUCUUACCUUAGAGCGCUUUCCUCCCUGGCACCACAUGAUUCUUCAUUUGGAGUUGGGCAGUGACAGCACGUCAGGUGGACUCCGUGUCCGCACUUAAUUGGCGGACAUGGUUCAGAGGCCGAACGUAGCAGUGUGUCACCCGACCCAGGAAACCCUCGGUAACUGGUUGAGGGUGGGUGGUGACGGCAGUGAGCAGACCUUCCUUUUCCCCGUCCCUGCUUGUCCUCGCUCCCUCCUCCAAAGAUCCCUGCCCGGGCUACCAGGUCCUGUUUGGUGCUGAGAGGACCUAAUGGGUCGUCACCCUGUUAGGACAGACACCCGACAAAUAAGACGGCCGUCCGCCAGCCGCGUCUCAGAAUUCAGAGCCCUGUGUCUAGGCUGUGUCGCUUCGUGGGCCGGCACAGCAUAACCACUGUGCAGGUUUCACUGCUCACCAGAGACCUGAGACCCAGUUAGCCAUUGAUAAAUGUUGAGGCCUUGAGGUUAUUUCCCCAGAUACUUAUUACCUCGGAUGAUAGUCUUUUUACUCGGCUUACUCUGGCCCUGUCCCACCAUCAGGAAGGAAACCUCACCAAACAUACGGUCUGAUUUUUUUUCUUUCCUCUGUGAAAGCCACACCACGAAACUGCUUAUUAGCUCAUCGAAGUCGUGGCCGUGGCUCUUUGGUUCUCUUCUUCACCCUCAGGAGUACACGGGUCACUCAUUUCCCUGACUAUUUCUACCCCACUGACACUUGAGAGAAAAACGCUUCAAGUCAGAGUCCCUUCUCCCCUAGCUGUGUUUUAACAGCCUGCCUGAGAUCCAGAUUUCAACCUUGAUCGCGAAGCGCUGCACGUGCGCGGGCCCUGUGCUGGGCUCGCAGAUGCAGAAGUUGCAGAAGACGGGGCCCCUGUGCACAGAACACGGACUAACCUGGCCCCUUAGUUCCAUCCACGUCGCAGGUGCUUCGCGUGCAGCCUUUGCUUAAAGGGUCUCGGCCGCGUGACAAAGGCAGCGUGACUGAUUUUAUUAAAAACGCUUCUGAACCUAUCAUUCCAGACCUUGUAGAAUUUUUUUAUUCUCUUAGGAACAUCCGUGGAAGGCUACAUGUAUGGGCCGGUGAGACUCUGUACUGUUUUAUUCUGUUUAAUAUUUGUGGUGGUCGUAAAUUUUUAAACUUUAAAUAUUUGAUUUCUGGAAAACUUGGUGAAUAAGAAGCUACAGCUUCUCUUUUGGAGGUAGGCAUGGUAUGAAUUUUGAAUAAAUACUAAAUAAAGCAGAUGACCAAACUGAUUUUUAAUUUGUUUGAUCUUUUAAAAAGGAGGCAUAACAUCAGGGUGAAGGCAGCCCCCUCCUUGUUUGGCAGAUUAACUGGCCCUCAUGAGACAGCUACUUAGGAAACGGGUGACAGCUGCUGGUAGGGAGAGACUGGAGGGGGUGGGGGAGGGGGACAGGGGUGUAAAAGUUCACCUUUUCUCCUCUUUGAACUUUGAACCUUGAGAAUGCAGCACCUAUUCAAAAGAAUUCAAAAUUGGCAAAAUAGUAAUUUAAAAGUUCUGGAAGACCAAAAUAAUAGUAGUUACCUCUGGAAAUGAGAAUUUUUUUUUUUUUUUUUUUUGCUGAUCUAUAUUUUCUAAUAUUU
Molecule: messenger RNA, 8497 nt
Organism: Felis catus (domestic cat)
Lineage: Eukaryota; Metazoa; Chordata; Mammalia; Carnivora; Felidae
Gene: NVL
Product: nuclear VCP like
Exons: 23
Coding region: 260-2839 (859 amino acids)
Biological process (GO): ribosome biogenesis
Cellular component (GO): nucleus
Molecular function (GO): ATP binding; preribosome binding; RNA binding
Source: RefSeq, a predicted model, not a curated record